Oncorhynchus keta (chum salmon) is the source of this 2210-nucleotide messenger RNA. RefSeq names its product regulator of G-protein signaling 21-like. The record is from RefSeq and is a predicted model, not a curated record. Bases 246 to 821 code for a protein of 191 amino acids. Lineage: Eukaryota; Metazoa; Chordata; Actinopteri; Salmoniformes; Salmonidae. The transcript has 5 exons.
GGAAAAAUUUGUAAUAGGAAUUUUACAGGAAUGUAAUAUCCAUGAGUCAAAGACCUUGCGUCCUAGGGGAGUUUCGGUAAGCUGUGCCAAGGCAUCUAGGGGCCUACACCAGCACACCGUAAACAUCACCAUAACACACCUCUCUUGAGAGGAUAAAUACCUGCCCAGGAUGGGCCUGGAAUGUUUACUAAGACCGUACAGUCUACAUCUAAUUCCUAGGAGGAAUCGCUGUCAAUUAUGUGAAGAUGCCCAAACUAUUAUUUUCAAAGAUUCGGAUCUAUGAAUUGAAGGAUAUACCGCAAAAAAGAACACAGAGAAGAAGGAUCGAUAUCCUUCUAAGCAGAAAAAGACAGAAAAAAGACAUCCAGUGUCUUCUGGCACAAAAGAUAAAUGAUGAGUCCUUUUCUACAAAAAUCAAUCCAGAGGACAAUAGAGGAAUCCAGCCAACUCUUGAGACCUUGUUGAAGGACGAAGGGUGCCUUGCAGCCUUCCGAGCCUUCCUGCGGUCCGAAUUCAGUGAGGAGAAUAUUGAAUUUUGGCUUGCAUGCAGAGACUACAGAAAGACCAUCUCACCGGCUGACCUGUUCUGGAAAGCAACAGAGAUCUACCAGGAGUUCCUCCACCCUCAGGCCCAGAGAGAGAUCAACGUUGACCACCACAUCCACGAGAAGAUCAAAAGGUCCAUGAAAGCCCCUGCUCUGUGCUGCUUUGACGAGGCAGUGAGACACGUGUACAAACUGAUGGAGAGCGACUCAUAUUCCAGGUUCCUCAGGUCAGAUGCCUACCUGGAGCUCGGACGCAAAGCCAGGACCUUCUGGUAGAGGUUAGGGGUCAAGAGUUUGUGAAUCAAGAUUCACCAAGUCCAAACAAGGAGGAUUCCAAACGAGUCAUGGAAACAUGAGACUUUAGAUCCUGAGGAUAGAACUGAAAGAUCCCCACAGGAAGUGACACAUAAUGACCACAGGAAAUGACUUAUGAGUUGGAGAAGAAGAAGAAAUGAGUAUAGAGUAUGGAGAAGCAUUGAGUGUUAGAGAUGAGUGAUGUGUGGUGAUGAGUAGUGUCAAUGAUUCAGAGUGCUAAACAGUACAUUUAUUCAAACAUCUAGACUGACUGAUGCAUCAAAAGUGGCGUUGGCGUAAAAAGAAAUGUGUGUAUAGGGAAUCGUUUUAGGUAAGAACAGAAGGUACAGAAUGUCUAAAUGGAAGGACUUACAUUACAAAUGAUUACAGAAAUGAGUUACGUAUGGUUACAGAAAUGAGUUACGUAUGGUUACAGAAAUUAGUUACGUAUGGUUACAGAAAGGAGUUACGUAUGGUUACAGAAAUGAGUUACGUAUGGUUACAGAAAUGAGUUACGUAUGGUUACAGAAAUGCAGCACUAAAAGGCUUUUAAGUAUUCCAUUCAAGUGUUAUUUGUUAUGGCAAAGACAAAAAUCUGUUUUUUCAUUUCAUGCUUAUUUGACACCCAUGAUAUGGAUCUGUCAGCAAUAUGAAACAUGAAUAACUGUUAUUCAUUUAACUCUUAAUACUAAUAUAGCAUGGAUGGACCCUGUCCGUUUAAAUAUACAGUAUACUUCCAUAAGUCAGGAUGUUGACGUUGUCAGAGUGAAGGGUUAUCUUUAAUUUGUCCUGUGACACUGAGUAAUCGCGUGGGGUCGGUGGGCAGGGCAAAUCGGAGAAAAUGAUUUUCCACAGCCUGCUGACUGUAAGUCUGUUGUGAUCACACGUCAGCUGUCUCAGCUAAUUGCCCAGAGCCAGCCCAGCGACUAUGUAUCGAAGCUGGAAAAAAUGUGCCCUGUCACCGUUGACCCCACUCUAUAGAUGGCUCUAUUUCUCAAAGUUGUCUCUUAAAAAGGUAAUCUGGAUGGCUCUAAGAAUAACUGUGAGUUUGACCCAGAACUCCCACCAGUGGAUUGGAGUCAGUGGAUGCUCUGAUGCAUGGCAAAUUGGCCUGAAUGUGUCCCCUUGUUAGGGAAGUAAUCUCAUCACCAAGGACCAACUGUUCUGUGAUGACUUUUAGCAUCAGCAUGGCGCACUAUGGACAAAUGUCUGGAGGCUAGCACAGCAUGAUCUUCAAUUGAGCAUUGCGCAAUAAUUAUGAGAAGAACUCAAUGUUAUUACUACAUACAAGGUUAUAAAUAGACCACAGGAAGAGUAGCUGCUGCUUCAGCAACAGCUAAUGGGGAUCCUAAUAAAAUACUAAAUACUUAA